AUGACCACCCUAAGGCCUCGAGAGCCAUACACGCCGGAGGAGCUCGAGAAGCUGUACCCAGCCAACCUCGAGCUCCGUCUCGUCCAAGUGCUCCUGCGGCAUGGCGAGCGCGCGCCUGUCUCAGCAGGCCUGGCUCCCUAUUGGCCCUACUGCAACGCAGCUCAACGCAUGCGCUCGGUAGUCAUGUCACAGAACACUUCCUCGUGGGACUCACUACAAUGGCGCCGCCGCCUCGAACGCUUCGGUCCAGACGACGGCCCCAUAAUCGCUGCCGGUGCUGGCGGCCAGGUCGACGGCAUCUGCCAGCUCGGAGAGCUGACUGAUCAGGGUCGUGAAACAACAUACGCACUCGGCCAACGGUUGAGACAUCUCUACGUCGACCAAUUGAAGUUCAUGCCACCCUUGAUCGCCAACGCUGAUCUCAUAUACUUGCGGGCAACGCCCAUGCCCCGCGCGCUGGAGAGUGUGCAGCAGAGCUUUUGGGGCAUGUACCCGCUUACAGCGCGUACGGCGAGUUUCCCCGCGCCGACGAUUGUGACGAGGACGCCGGCGGACGAGACACUGUUCCCGAACGACAGCAAUUGUAGGAGAUUUGCACAGCUGGGGAGGAUGUUUGCUCAGCGCACUGCUGACCGACAUAAUGAUACAGAGGACAUGAGGUACCUCACGAAGCAGAUUGGGCGGUGGAUGCCGGAGACGAGUAAAGAAGUGGCGGUGGAUUCGCAUCCACGGUUAUCGGGGAUUAUGGAUACGAUCAACUCGACACUGGCGCAUGGACCGGAGACCAGGUUGCCGAAAGAGUUCUACGACAAGAAAAUGGCGGCGAUAAUUGACCGAAUUGCGGUGGAGGAGUGGUUCUCUGGGUACACGGAGUCGAGGGAGUAUCGCAAGUUGGGGAUUGGUCCGUUGGCGGGCGAUAUUGUGGAGAGGAUGAUCAGUAAGGUGGAGGGAGCGGGUCUUUCGAUAAACGAGAUUGGAGGAGAGAAUGGGCGGUUGGGUCGUGGCCGUGGCGGCGAGAAGGGAAUACUUUUUGCGAUGUCGGGAUGUCAUGACACGACUCUAGCGGCGCUGUUGACGAGUCUGGGAGCUUUUGAUGGAGAGAAAUGGCCACCUUACACAAGUCACGUCGCCGUCGAACUGUUCCGGAAGAAAGCCGCGGGCGCGAUCACCCCGGUCGAUCCAACGUCAGCCUCAGCACCAACGUCUUCAACUGAGAAGCAAGCCGAAGAGACUCAAGCCCCAGCGAGGCCAGGCUUCCUUUCUUCAAUGCUCGGCCUCUCGUCUUCGUCUCCAAGUGCUCAAAAGCAACAUCUGAACAACGCCUCAACAAUACCUCAGCCGGGUGCGCAGACCCAAGGCAUUGCCCGACGGCCCUGGUCUGAGAUACCUCAGCAUUCCAAAGACAAACUUUCCGGCUACUAUGUACGCCUUCGCUUCAACGACAAGGUCAUGACGGUGCCUGCGUGCAAACGGCCAGGUAACCAUCUAGAGGGCGAUGAGAGCUUUUGUACGCUGGAGACCUUCAAACGGGUGGUCGACGGGUAUACGCCGAAGAAUUGGAAAAUGGAGUGCGGCAUGCGUUUGGGUGAAGGCGCGCCAGGGAUCUCCAACGCAAAGGGCGCGGGGCCGGAGGAGGGUGAGAGGGAGUGGGCUGGCGAGAUUGAGGUUGGGUCCUGA
Cyphellophora attinorum is the source of this 1677-nucleotide messenger RNA. Its product is annotated as putative acid phosphatase SPBC4.06. Gene Ontology annotation, biological process: dephosphorylation. NCBI's taxonomy places the organism in Eukaryota, Fungi, Ascomycota, Eurotiomycetes, Chaetothyriales, Cyphellophoraceae. Gene Ontology annotation, molecular function: phosphatase activity. The transcript has 2 exons. The record is from RefSeq and is a predicted model, not a curated record. Bases 1 to 1677 code for a protein of 558 amino acids.